Messenger RNA from Callorhinchus milii (elephant shark), 1565 nucleotides. Its product is annotated as transmembrane 6 superfamily member 2-like. Gene Ontology annotation, cellular component: endoplasmic reticulum-Golgi intermediate compartment membrane; endoplasmic reticulum membrane. Lineage: Eukaryota; Metazoa; Chordata; Chondrichthyes; Chimaeriformes; Callorhinchidae. Gene Ontology annotation, biological process: regulation of lipid metabolic process; lipid homeostasis. The record is from RefSeq and is marked provisional.
AACUAGUCUCUUGGUUGCGAAAUGCAGAGGCUCAGUGCAGCCCUGGGGACGUGUCUCUUGGUCUGAAAUCAGUGCUGAUUUCCGGGAUCAGCCUCUGCUACGAGCCCUUCCCUUUCUCUCUCCCCAUUCCCUCCCUUCCUCUCUCCCUCCCUUCCUCUCUCCCUCCCCGGGCAAACAUGCAGCUGUCAGCCGACACCAUGGUUUUGCUCCUGUCACUAACAGCGAUUCCAGUCUCUUACCUUUUCAACAGCUUCUCUGCAAUGGGCAGUUCCGUCCUGGUGUUUGCUGGAGGUGCGGCUGUGCUCCUGGUUCUGGUGUUGGGUGUCCGUGUGUUGCUGAAGGCUAACCCUCCAGGGGACUCGCUGUUUUACGUGUUUGCUGUCUUCAGCUUUACAAGUGUCAUAGAUUUGAUUAUCUCUCUGGAACAAGACGGGUACAUCACAGGAUUCAUGGCCUUUUACUUGAAGGAGGGCGAGCCUUACCUCCGCAGUGCCUAUGGGAUAAUGAUCUGCUACUGGGAUGGGACAGUCCAUUACCUGCUCUACCUGGUGAUGGCAGCUUCCAUAACACGGGGGCAGAGCUACAGGAAAUUUGGACUUUACUGGGUGGGAUCUGUUCUGAUGAGCUUACCUGUUUUGUUAAUUGGGACUGUCAUAGGUAAAUAUGGAUCUGAGAUCCGCCCUUCCUACCUCCUAAAUAUUCCAUACCUGAUUAUCCCACUUUGGGCUGGGAAGAAGAUCUAUGAGAAGCCCAGAACAGUGUCCCGCACAACACCUGAGGAGGUGGCUGAGGAACACAAGAAGUUGAUAUAUCAGCGGCCGGUGGACCUGUUAUUGGCGCUCUACCUCAUGGCUGCUGUCGCCUACACCUUGUUCAGAGGCAUUGUGGUGCUUGACUGCUCAUUUGAAUCCUGCUUCAACUACAUUUACCACGACGAGCCCUAUUUGAAGGACCCAGUGGGAUACCCCAAGAUUCAGAUGCUGAUGAACAUGUUCUACCUCCUGCCGUUCUUCUGCCUGGCUCUGUACGGGCUGAUCAGACCCGGCUGCACAUGGAUGAUGGACGCGACGCUGGUGUUUGCAGGAGCUCUAGCCCAGGCUCAGUUCUCUCAUAUUGGAGCCUCUAUGCACUCACGGACUCCAUUCACCUACCGCAUCCCUGUGGACAACACACUGACCUUCCUCCUGGUCAACAUCCUCUACGCCGCAGGUGCUCAGCUCCUGGCCUAUCACUGCAACAAACACUCCAGCUUCUUUUUGACAGGGAAAGAGAGUGACAAAAAGCACCAAUAAAAAAAAUGCUAAGCAUUUGAUAUAACGUCUUAUUGUGUCUUCCACAUGUCCCAAAGCGCUUCACAGAAUAUACCGUAAAGCAGAUUGACUGUAUAUUGUGUCUGUGUUUUAAUCUUGCUGACGAGAAUUGCAAAAUGUCUUUUUUUUUACCUGAAAUCUAUUUUACGUUACUGUACGUUAGAAACCAAAGCUUGGGAUGAGGGCGAGAGAGUGACUUUGAGCGGAUAUUUGGCAAUGCGGCAUCUCACACUGUAAUAAAAAUUCUCUUUUCGU